Molecule: messenger RNA, 1810 nt
Organism: Synchiropus splendidus (mandarinfish)
Lineage: Eukaryota; Metazoa; Chordata; Actinopteri; Syngnathiformes; Callionymidae
Product: prostacyclin synthase-like
Exons: 11
Coding region: 260-1723 (487 amino acids)
Biological process (GO): prostaglandin biosynthetic process
Molecular function (GO): heme binding; monooxygenase activity; oxidoreductase activity, acting on paired donors, with incorporation or reduction of molecular oxygen
Source: RefSeq, a predicted model, not a curated record
UUAAAAGUUAUCAUCACCAUCAUCAUGUUAUUAUCGAAACAGGCUGAAACAUGAUCUGGUCCUCAGAGGAGUGUUCAUUGCUGGAGUACUUGAUGUGAAGCGUUUUCCAACUGUAGCCAGAUGAAAUCAUGACUCUACACUCCAUAUGAUUUUGAGUUUCCAAAAGGAAGCGCAAGGUUCUGGUGACGUCACGUCGUGGCUUUAAAAGCUCAGGGGAAACGGGGAGUGCGCACUGGUCGAGGAGGAAACCCAACGCGAGAUGAUCUGGACCGUUUUGCUGCUCGCUCUCGUCUUGCUGCUCUGCUUCAUCGUCCCGCGUCGAACCAGAUCCAAGACCGAGCCUCCACUGGACAAAGGAGUUGUCCCGUGGUUGGGACAUGCCCUGGAAUUUGGAAAAGAUGCUUCCAAGUUCUUGGCGAGAAUGAGGCAGAAACAUGGAGACAUUUUCACGGUCUGCGUUGCUGGACAUUAUGUGACGGUGCUUCUUGAUCCGCACUCGUACGACGCUGUCCUCAACGAUUCUGGCUCGCUGGACUUCACACGCUACGCUGAGGUGCUCAUGGACCGGAUCUUCAACCUGCGACUCUCACACCAACUGACAGCCAAAGCAAAAGUGAUCAUGAAACAACACUUCCAGGGCAUGAACUUUGCCUCGCUAAACGCCAUGAUGCGCAAACACCUGCGGGCAUUGCUGACGGCGGAGAUGCCUGAGAACGAGAAAGACUGGAAAGAGGACGGCCUGUUCAACUUCUCCUACCGCGUCCUGUUUAAGGCGGGGUACCUGACGCUGUUCGGAGGUGAACAAAACAACAACAACACCGAUCCCUCCAGUGUUUAUGAGGAAUACAGGAGGUUCGACCAGCUCCUGACCAAACUGGCUCGAGGAACAUUGAAGGCUGGGGAGAAGAGAGAAGCCCAAAGUGUGAAGCAGAGACUAUGGGAGUUUUUGGCUCAGGCCGGCGCUUGUCGGACCGAGGACUCGGACACAAGCCCUUGGCUUCACGCUUACAGGCGUCUGCUGCAGGACAACGGAACCGACGAGGAGAUGGAGAGGAGAGCGGUUCUGAUGCAGCUCUGGGCCACACAGGGAAACGCUGGCCCUGCCGCGUUUUGGCUCUUGGGCUUCUUGUUGACCCAUCCUGACGCCAUGGAUGCAGUGAAGGCUGAGCUCAGCGGCGUGACACAGAUGGACCUGAGAGAGGGUCCGCCGCUGGGCCUGAGCACCCCUGUGUUUGAUAGCGCUCUUGAGGAAACCCUUCGACUCACUGCUGCCCCCUUCAUUACGCGGGAGGUAUUACAGCAGAAAACCAUCCACAUGGCAGACGGCAAAGAAUACCAGCUAAGGAAGGGAGACAGGCUGGUCUUAUUCCCCUUUAACAGCCCUCAAAUGGACCCUGAGGUCCACCAUGAGCCGCAGAAAUUUAAAUAUGAUCGCUUUCUGAAGGAAGACGGCUCAGCAAAGACAGAAUUCUAUAAAGGAGGAAGGCGGCUGAAACAUUUCACCAUGCCCUGGGGAGCUGGGACCAAUGGCUGUGUGGGAAGGCAAUUUGCCAUUAAUACCAUCAGGCAGUUUGUUUACAUGAUCCUGACAGAGUUUGAGUUGCGUCUGUGCGACCCGCGAGCUCAGAUGCCGGAGGUUGAUCCUGGUCGCUAUGGGUUUGGGAUGCUGCAACCACAGGGAGACGUGCUUGUCACAUACACAGCCAAAACUGAAGCGUCGUAGCACUUUGGUAGCUUUCCGUGUGCACAUUGUAUGAUGUUUUCUACUUUUGAAAUCUAUAUUUAUACGUAUAUUUUGUUAUUUAUCAAU